UGUCUCAGUUCCACCAACUAUCAGCAAAAACAUACAAAAAAAACAAAGAGAAAACAAGCAGCAGUUCAACAUCAAGUCAUCAUAUGGCUUUGGCACGGUUGGCUUUGAAAGAUUUGCGAGGAAGGUUGUUUGCUUCAUCUUCCUUCACCAUCCCUGGUUCUGGUGGCUUGCACAAGCAGAGAUGGAACAAUGAAUUGCUCAAAAGGUUUGCCACUGCAGCAGGUGAUAAAGGAAAAUCUGAAGCCACUGAAGUUGCUGUCACUGAAGGGAAAAUGUCUAACAGGUUGUUCCCCAGAAGGAGGAACAGAAGAUGGAUUUGGAGAAACCAUGAUCGUGAUUUCCCUCCAGCUCUCUAUGAGUUCUUUCCUUCAGGGCUUGGGAAUGCACUGAUGCAGGCAAGUGAGAACAUCAACAGGGUGUUUGAGAACAUGAAUCUGACACCUUGGUCUCUGAGUGGUCGUGUGAAAGAGAGAGAUGAUCAUUACAAAGUGAAAUAUGAGAUGCCAGGAAUGGCAAAAGAGGAGGUGAAGAUCACCAUUGAUGAUGGGGUGUUGACAAUAAAGGGAGAGCACAAGGAAGAGAAAGAAGAAGGAGAAGAUGAUGAGUAUUGGUCAUCAAGUAGCUAUGGAUACUAUAACACAAGCCUGGUUUUGCCUGAUGAUGCUAAGGCUGAUGAUAUUAAAGCAGAGUUGAAGGAUGGUGUCUUAAUUGUCACCAUUCCUAGGACUGAGAAACCCAAAAAGGAUGUGAAACAAGUCACUGUAGAAUGAUGUUAAGGUUUUCCUAAUAGAGGUGUGGCUAUAAUGUACUUUGUGACAUGUGCUUGGUUCUUUUGGAGUUAAUGUAACAUAAUCAAAUAAAACCUAAGACCUGUGAAAGUUUUAUUUUUGUUUCUUUU
Messenger RNA from Vigna umbellata (rice bean), 898 nucleotides. RefSeq names its product HSP20-like chaperones superfamily protein. Lineage: Eukaryota; Viridiplantae; Streptophyta; Magnoliopsida; Fabales; Fabaceae. Gene Ontology annotation, biological process: response to heat. The record is from RefSeq and is a predicted model, not a curated record.